Molecule: messenger RNA, 1344 nt
Organism: Penicillium maclennaniae
Lineage: Eukaryota; Fungi; Ascomycota; Eurotiomycetes; Eurotiales; Aspergillaceae
Product: DMT family transporter
Exons: 3
Coding region: 1-1344 (447 amino acids)
Biological process (GO): intracellular calcium ion homeostasis
Cellular component (GO): endoplasmic reticulum membrane
Molecular function (GO): enzyme regulator activity
Source: RefSeq, a predicted model, not a curated record
AUGGUUGUCAACCGCCCCCCAUUGCACCGUCCGACGGAUGGCCGAUCGCAGCAACCGUUACUCAGAGAUGACCGCCGUGGCCGCCUCUCGCAAUCUAGUCUUGGAAACGGGGAUGCAGAGGGCCGGCCCAUGUUGCAUCACACCCGCCGUCCUACCAUCCGGAGUAAAAGCCCUGAACACGAUGCUGCCGAAGCAACUCGAAAGAAGUACAUGAUUGCCGCGGGCUUUCUCCUACUUAGUCUGGCUAGUUUCGUCGUUCAGACAGAGACGGCUGUAUACAUUCAGCACGAACUGGGUUGGAACAAGCCUUAUUGCAUGCUUCCUUUCCCCGACAGAUAUAUCACUCACGGCUCCUGGUCACUGCUUUGGCCUUUCCAGCUCCUGAUCCUUCGAAUUCAAAAACGCAAGCUAUCAUGGGAGGCGUUUUGGCGUCGACAUGUCUUUCUAAUCAAGACCACUGCCCAGAUGGUAGAGACCCAGGAGGUCCAUCUGAGCUCCCGCUCUUCCCACCGUUCUCCCGUCCCAUACAUGGUGAAAACUAUCGCCUUCGUGACCACCGCGCUGACAAUCGCCGGUGGCUCAUGGUACGUCGCCGUCAACAUGACCACAGCCAGCGACUUGACUGCGAUCUACAACUGCUCUGCCUUCUUUGCCUACGCCUUCUCAAUUCCUCUUCUCAAUGAGAAAUUGCGGUUUGACAAGGUCUUCGCCGUUGGCAUUGCCAUCGUCGGUGUCCUGGUAGUCGCAUAUGGUGAUCGGCCAGACAAGAAGGUCUCCAAGGGAGGUACAACCAAGGAUGACCAAGAAGCAAGUAGUCGACUCUUGGGUAACAUUGUUAUCGGCGUUGGUAGUAUCCUCUACGGACUCUACGAGGUGCUGUAUAAGCGCUUCGCCUGUCCUCCAGAGGGCACUAGCCCCGGCCGGGGAACUAUUUUUGCCAACGCCGUUGGCAGCAUGAUUGGCUGCUUUACUCUUUUGGUGCUGUGGAUUCCUAUUCCGAUCCUACACAUUCUCGGCUGGGAGACCUUCCGCUUUCCCACCGGUGAGGCGGGCUGGAUGCUUCUCGUCUCCAUCUGUGCCAAUGCCACAUUUUCUGGGUCAUUCUUGGUGCUCAUCUCCCUUACUUCACCCGUCCUUUCAUCCGUCGCGGCACUCCUCACGAUUUUCCUCGUCGCAAUCGUGGACUGGUUCCGCACCGGACAGCCGCUCUCUUGGGCCGCUAUCAUUGGCGGUAUUUUCAUCAUGGUCGCAUUCUUCCUCUUGAGUUGGAGCACAUACCGAGAAUUGAGCGAAGAGCGAAGGAAGCGCCUCGAGAACGAUCAGGUCGAGUCGGACAGUGACUAA